UAUCAGUGUGUCGGGGUGGACGACGCAGUAGCAAAUCAAAGUUGGAUGUGUGCUACUUGUUUGAUUGGCACUGCACAAAACCCCCUCAGGUAUACAAGCACAGCUAUACUCACAUUAUCAGCCAGAGCGACAGAAGCAACAGGGUUGUCGGGUGUAUUGCCGCCGGUAGUGGCUACUGUGCCUCCUGAAAUGCCGAUAGGUCCGACAACCAUUGCUCCGGGACCUUUAGCUAACCCUGGGCAAUCCAUAUUGACCGAACAAGCACGGGAAAGUCUGCAAUGGGUUCAAGAGCAACGGGCCGUAUUGGAACGGGAGAUGGAGGUAAAUCAUCAGUUAGAACUGGAGCGGAAAAGACUAGAGAGCUUAAAAGGUUGACAAACGAAGCCAUGAUGGGGAUUCUUAACAACACCAACGAAGCUGGUACGGAUAGUCCGAAUGAGCAAGCAGCUGCAGUAGGGGUCAACAAGACAGGAGGCUGGAUACAAGGGAUAGUCGGCGAGAUGCAAAACCUCUCUAUCGCCCGCGAGACGAGUGUGGUCCCAGAGAAGACAACAUCUGCCUGUCCCAUGUUUGAUAUCAGUUCCACACCGACCACUGCAGGUGCCUAUGUGAGUUCGGUGGACCAUACACUCACGCCAACUAUUCGACGAGUAUCUGGUGGCCCGGUAAGUCGACCUCAACUGACAAGUUUCCCUCACAGUACAGUGAUACACUCACAACUACCUGUAAACGCUCGAUCAGAAAUCGAUUGCUUACAUCAGUUGGGCGCAACGCCACGAAGUUUGAUCAGUCGAGUACCUGCGGUGUUCGGAGCUAGUGCUCAAACGAAUGUAGUGACAGCAUGUUCUACGAUUCCUACUGUAGGACUCACUUCUACAUGUUGGGGGCUUCCGAAUGUAUCCGAUUGCGCAGCUGUAAACAGUCCACUGACAACUUUUCUACCACAGCAACCACACCAGCCUGGGUUAGCACCGAAUGUAUAUGUACCAGCGAAUACUCUUCCACACUCCUUUGCCAGUGUGGCUUCGAUGGGCGGAGGAAUGGGUAGUGGAUGCGGCUUUGGAACUCAACAUGCAGCGGAGUACGCAACGAACGUCAGCACCGGUGGGGGCAUUCCGAUGGGAUUUAGCGGCAUGCCAAGGCAUCACAAUCCUCAUUUGGCAUCUGGCUAUGCAGCGAACGUCGGAACAGGUAGCGGAUUCCCUGUUCAUCAGAAUUACAUUGGGCUUCAACGGCCGCAUGAUCCGGUGGGUCAAUUUCAAGUGCUUCCCACGCAGCAUCAAUUGAUGGCUAGACAAGUCAUGCCUAAAGACCUACCAUCAUUUCGAGGUGAUCCAGAAGAUUGGCCGCUGUUCUACAGUGCAUAUGUAAAUUCGACAAUGGCAUGCGGAUAUUCAGAUGUCGAGAAUUUGGCCAGACUACAAAAGGCUUUGCAGGGUAAGGCGUACGACGCAGUCAAGAGCCGGCUUCUGCUUCCCGCGUGUGUACCUCAGGUUAUGUCUACACUGCAUAUGCUUUACGGGCGACCUGAGCUAAUUAUUCAAAGUCUCCUGAACAAAGUUCGAGAAGCUCCGGCUCCAAAGCCGGAUAAGUUGGACACGUUGAUUUCAUUUGGGAUGACAGUCCAAAACCUAGUCGACCAUUUGGAAGCGGCGGGGCAGACGGCACAUAUGUGUAAUCCUAUUUUACUGCAGGAAUUGGUGGAGAAGAUACCGACCCAUUUGCGUUUGGACUGGGCCCUGUAUAAAAGGCAGUUUGCGGUGAUAGAUUUACGAGUUUUUACAACCUACAUGUCCACCCUCGUUGCUGCUGCUACAGAUGUCACGGUCAUCGCGGACUGUAGACAAGCGCAAACAUAUAGGAAAGAGAAGAAUUUCCUUAAUGCGUAUUCCGAAACGGAACCAUUGAAGAAGGAGGUCAAGCAGGAGAACAUAUCAGGAGUCGUAUGUUUGGCAUGCCAGGGACCAAAUCACAAAGUCAAAGAUUGUGUCCUAUUUAAAAGGUGGGAACCCGAAAUUAGAUGGGAGACUGUUCGGAAUUUUCAUCUUUGUAAAAUGUGCCUCGGAAAACACGGUCAACGACCCUGUAAGCAACAAGCGGCUUGUGGAACGGAAGGUUGCCAACUCCGACAUCAUCCAUUGCUACAUACUGAUAGGCAGAAACAGCGAGAGGCAGCCGAAGAGGAACAACAAGUACAUAGAUACUUCGGCGAUGGACUCCGGAGAAGGUGUAAAUGCUCACCAUUCUACAGGAAAGUCAACGUUAUUUCGCAUCAUACCGGUAAAGCUUUUCUGGAACGGAAGGUCAGUCGAGACGUACGCGUUCUUAGAUGAUGGCUCGUCGAUGACGUUGAUUGAGCAGUCUGUGGCGGAUCGUUUGGGUAUAGACGAUGGCAAGCCACUCCCUCUAGGCCUUACCUGGACUGGAAGCAUAAACAGGCAAGUUCCAAAUUCAAAGCAGGUGAUAAUCGACAUUUCCGGUAUGGGUGAUUGUAAACGUUUUGCUUUGAACGAUACGAGGACCGUCCCUAAUCUGGAUCUUCCGAAGCAAACAUUGAAGUACGAUAACUUGGUGCGACAGUACGCUCAUCUUAAGGGAUUACCGAUCAGCAGUUAUGAAUCAGUUUCACCCGGCAUUUUGAUCGGAUCAAACAACGCUAGUUUGAUUGCUACAUUGAAACUGCGUGAAGGUGAUCUCGGGGAUCCACUGGCUGCUAAACUCGGCUUGGUUGGUCUAUUUACGGACACGUAGGCGACUUGAGAAAGGAAACGAAUUUCUGCUUCCAUGUACGUGAAGAACAAGGAGAGAACUUGAUUGAACGUCAUUUGCAAGAACAAAUAAAGGCAGAAUCAGCGAAACAGACCGGUCAAGACGGAGUACUCGAUGAAUGGUUCGGAGGAAACAUUUGGAGCACACAUUCUGGUAGCGAAGAACUGAAUCGGUCGCGGCUGGAGCAGUCGACAGUGCUGGAAGCGCAAGUUGGCGAUUACGUGAAGUCAGUAAUGGAUACGGAAGUCCGUUACAGGCGGGGGGAUGUUGCCAACACUGGCUGCACUGCCGGCAGAGUCAGAAACGAUCGGAGACUGCCCCUUUAUUUCUUAGCUAUUGAUAAGCAUCGAUAAGGCGCAACUGUCUAGAAGGGUUGGGUGACAUACUAUUAUUGGUUGUAAAGUCAGAUGGUGAAAACAAUGCGACAGAUUUGCUGUGUCAUUGUGGAUGUUCUAGAUACUGAAAUCUUAGCUAAUGAAAGGCAUU
Messenger RNA from Aedes albopictus (Asian tiger mosquito), 3255 nucleotides. RefSeq lists its product as uncharacterized. The transcript has 2 exons. The coding region runs from base 279 to 2333 and encodes 684 amino acids. NCBI's taxonomy places the organism in Eukaryota, Metazoa, Arthropoda, Insecta, Diptera, Culicidae. The record is from RefSeq and is a predicted model, not a curated record.